AUGUACGAAUCUACAGCAUGCAACAUGGCCUCACCACCCCAUGUCAACAAGCACCUCAAACCAUUGUUCCAGCUCGUCGUGAACAACUUCCUUGUGCUCGUCGUCGCGCCGGUGACAGCCAUCGUGUUCCUCCGUAAAGCCGCACAGCUCGGACCCGAGGAGAUCCUCUCCCGGCUCCAUGGUUUGCGGCAGGUCCACGUUCUGCUCGUCGUCUUCCUCCCACUCGCCUUGGCCACCCUCUACCUCAUGAGCCGCCCUCGUAGCGUGUACCUCGUCGACUACGCUUGCUGCCGGCCAAAAUCCAAUUGCCGCGUCUCCAUAGGCUCCUCCGUCGAGAAUGUUCGCUUCUCGCCUUACCUCGACGAUGGAGGUGUCGACUUCAUGACGCGCAUGCACGAGCGCUCGGGCCUCGGUGACCAGACCUACCUCCACCCUUCGUUCCACUAUAUCCCCCCGCGAUGCUGCUUGAGUGAUGCUCGUGACGAGGCGGAGCAGGUCAUCUUUGCAGCCGUCGACGACCUGUUCGCCAAGACCGGCAUAAGUCCUGGAGCUAUCGACAUACUCGUCACCAACUGCAGUGGCUUCAACCCGACCCCGAGCUUGGCUGACAUCGUCGUGAACAAGUACAAGCUCAGAGCCGACAUCCGGAGCGUGCACGUAUCCGGGAUGGGGUGCAGCGCGGGGGUGAUCUCCCUAGAGGUCGUGAGAAACCUCCUGCAGGCGGCACCGCGGGGCGCGCGCGCCCUCAUGGUGUCCACGGAGGGCACCUCUAUCAUCAACUAUGCCGGCAAGAACCGGGGGAUGCUGCUGCCGUACGCCCUGUUCCGCAUGGGCGCGGCCGCGGUGCUGCUGUCGACGUCCAAGUCUGAGGCCCGAUUCCGGCUCAUGCACAUCGUGCGAACUCUCACCGCCGCACAGGACAGAGCUUACCUGUGCAUUUCCAUGAAAGAGGACGAUGAGGGAGAAACAGGAGCAUACCUGUCCAAGGACCUUGUACCAGUCGCCGGCGAAGCUCUCAAGGCCAACAUUACAGCAAUAGGGUCCCUCGUCCUCCCGCCCUCGGAGAAGCUGCGCUUUGCGAUUUCGUUCAUUAUGUUGGAGCCGCUGCAACCUGCAGGGGAGGAUGCAGGGCUCGUCCCGGACAGGAUGAUGAUGGCGGCGGCACAGAAGGAUGAGGAGCCGUCAGAUCCGCAGCUUCAGAAAAUCGUACCAGCCGAUCCGGCCGUCGGCGGCGGGCCGGCCGGAAACCCUGCGGAGCCGUCGACUAUGGAGAUCAAGAAGAAGAAGAAGAAGAAGAAGAAGGUGUUGAUUCAGGUGCCAGAUAGCGAUGUAAAACGUGUGCUCUCCUACAAGGAAAAACCCAUCGAUACGGAGGUGCCCGAGCUCUGGGUCAGGAGAGCCCCAAAACUGGCUGCGAACUUGGGCAUAAUGUGGGCCAACUUGGCCAUGCUCAAGGAGCUCACCAAGGGCCGGAUGCUAGAAGAGCAGAGAAACUAUAGGGAGCAGUUAAAAACUAAGGGUAGAGUCACCUACGAGCUUGAGGUUGACGAGGACGAUCCCAGAUUUAAAGAUGAAUCCACCACCUCUGCUGGAGCAGGACGGAGGAGAUACCGCCCGGGCGUCAUGAAAAAGCAAGAUGGACAUACCAGGAAGCUUAAUUAA
Molecule: messenger RNA, 1662 nt
Organism: Triticum turgidum subsp. durum (durum wheat)
Lineage: Eukaryota; Viridiplantae; Streptophyta; Magnoliopsida; Poales; Poaceae
Source: the annotation of a GenBank genome assembly